Molecule: messenger RNA, 675 nt
Organism: Notodromas monacha
Lineage: Eukaryota; Metazoa; Arthropoda; Ostracoda; Podocopida; Cyprididae
Source: the annotation of a GenBank genome assembly
AUGGGACUUUGUCUAGCAGUGACAUCUACACUUCUUCGGGUCUUGUUGGUGACUCUUCAAGAUGGUGGAGCUAGUUCCUGUGCAGAAGUUGGAGGCAGGCUUGCCUGUGAAGACAUCUGUGAAGUCAGAAGACCAGCUCUCCACAAGUUUCAAGUGGACUUUGUUGGGGAUUCCUUGGACUUGGACUGCAUCAGGUAUAAGGGCCUGAAGGAAGUCAGGUUAUUCAACAGGACCUUCUGUUCAGGGAAAGUUCUAGGCAUGGAAGAAAUUGUGAGACCCUGGAGUCACUGUUUCUUCAAACACACAAAGAAGCAAAAAACAAUCAAGGAAGAGUCCAGGACUUCAAAACCUGUCCAGAAGACUUCACCACACAAAACAUCAUCAACAACACCACUGACCUCAUCAACUGUGCCAAUCAAGCAAAGGAUCAGCACCACAAGUCAACCUACAACAGUACUUUGGGAGGAAGAAACUGCUACCAUCCAGGAUCAAGACAACAGUGUUUUUAAUAAAAAUGAUGUUGUGACUGUUGUGCCUGAAACCCAGUUAGAACAUGUUCCUGCAGAGGAGAUGAGGGAAUCAGAGGCAGAAAAUCAAAUGGAAGAGGCGCCUCAGUCAGUUCUGAAUCCUUUGUUUGAGGAAUUGGAGAUGGCUGAGGCUCCUUCUCUUGCCACA